Molecule: messenger RNA, 154 nt
Organism: Symbiodinium necroappetens
Lineage: Eukaryota; Dinophyceae; Suessiales; Symbiodiniaceae
Source: the annotation of a GenBank genome assembly
GUCGUACUAUGCGGGCAUGCUCACAAAUCCGCCGAAAGAGGAGGACGGGGAGAAGGACAUGAUCACACCCACCCUGAAGUUCAUCGGCUACGGCGCUGUAGUCGGCUUUGCCUACUUGGCAGUUUUUGUGGGAGUGAACUCCGGAGGGCCCUGA